Eutrema salsugineum is the source of this 1011-nucleotide messenger RNA. RefSeq lists its product as uncharacterized. The coding region runs from base 1 to 1011 and encodes 336 amino acids. The transcript has 3 exons. NCBI's taxonomy places the organism in Eukaryota, Viridiplantae, Streptophyta, Magnoliopsida, Brassicales, Brassicaceae. The record is from RefSeq and is a predicted model, not a curated record.
AUGGUGGCCUCUGAAUUCCUUAGAAGACUUUACACCAAAGGGUUUGAGCCAGCCCCGGAUAAAAGCAUCGGCUAUUAUGCUGAUGAUUAUAGGCUGGUCCCUGCGCUAAAGUCAGCUCUACAAGAGGAUGAAUGGGAAGAGAUUUACGAGUCACCGUUGGGUGUCUUUUUAAAGUUCCACGACUUGGAUUUUGGUUGGGCUUCUAGGCUGGUGCACCACAUGCUGACCUUUCAGAUAGUUUGCAAGCAGAGGUACGAGAUAUGGAGCCUGAUUGGUACCACUCCAGUUCGGUUUUCAUUGCAUGAGUUUGAGGAGAUCACCGGACUCAACUGCGGGCUGCGGUUGGGUUAUCUUGGGAUCUAUGCUGGUUUCAUAGUGGCAACGAGACCUGGCUCAUCCACAAAUGUCAACCAUGCCAGACUAGUGAUGGAUCUCGAAGGUUUUAAGGAGUUUCCAUGGGGAAGAAUUGCUUUUCAGCAUUUGAUCAAGUCUGUUAAGGAGAAAGAUCUCAGCAAAAACAUUCAUAUAGAAGGAUUUGUGCAAGCUCUUCAAGUGUGGGUGUACUAUGCUCUACCGGAUUUUGCUGCUGAAUUUGGCGAACCAUUGCCAAAUGUUACUGAAAAACCUCUUUUGCUGGCUUACAAAGGAUCAAGAGGACGAAAGAACGUCAAAGCCAACAUGCUAAAACAGGCUCGCAUACAGUCCUGCGUGGCUAAGGACUUGGCGGAUAUGUUUCCCGUGUGGGAUGAUGACGAACAGAAUCCAGAUAUUGUCAAGAUUGUCAAUGCACUCCAUGACCCCAAUUUCAAGUUCUCAAAAAACCAUUGGCCUUUGGAAGGUGUUUUGGGUGCACACAUCGUCAAGUCAGAAGCCGGAAAGAGGAGCCUUCCCUCAGAUGAAUCAAGUCGCAAGAGACCCUGCACAGCCUCUGCCUCUGCCGCAUCAUUCGUUGGUGAUAAAGGGGUCGGAGUUGUCGCUACUAUGAAAGCGCACUUCGACCAAUGCUUCUAA